Messenger RNA from Arabis nemorensis, 2673 nucleotides. The record is from the annotation of a GenBank genome assembly. NCBI's taxonomy places the organism in Eukaryota, Viridiplantae, Streptophyta, Magnoliopsida, Brassicales, Brassicaceae.
AUGGCCACAGCUUCUUAUAGUGAACACUGGAGAAAUCUCCGACGUAUCGGAGCCGUCGAGAUUUUCUCUGCUCAUCGGCUUAAUAGCUUUUCCUCUGUUCGCCGUGACGAGAUCCGGCGACUUAUAGUUCGUCUCUCAACAACUUCUUCAGACGAAUUUGCUAAGGUGGAGAUGAGAUCAAUGUUAUCUCACAUAACAUUCAACAACAUCAUCAGAAUGGUGGCUGGAAAACGUUACUAUGGAAACGGUGCAGAGGAUGACGACUCAGAGGCCAAAAAGCAGCUUAUCGCGGAGGCAAUGAGUAGUUUAAGCGCAGGAAACGUGGUUGAUUAUUUACCGUUCUUACGUUGGGUCACAAAUUUCGAGAAACGGAUCAAGAAGCUAGCCGGUAGGCUUGAUGAGUUCUUUCAAGGACUAGUCGAUGAAAAACGAGCAGCGAAAGAGAAAGGGAACACGAUGAUCGAUCACUUGCUUUCUCUCCAAGAAUCCCAACCCGAGUACUACACAGACCGCAUCAUCAAAGGAACCAUACUCUCUUUGAUACUGGCGGGGACCGAUACAUCAGCGCUAACAUUGGAAUGGGCAUUGUCGAGUUUGUUGAACCAUCCAGAGAUAAUGAACAAGGCGAGAGACGAAAUCGAUAGUAAAGUUGGUUCAAAAAGGCUUGUGGAAGAAUCAGACAUCUCAAAUCUGCCUUAUCUUCAGAACAUUGUGUCUGAAACGUUACGUCUAUACCCUGUAGGGCCUUUGAUGGUCCCUCAUGUCGCGUCGGAAGACUGUAAAGUAGGGGGCUACGAUAUGCCACGAGGUACGACAUUAUUGGUGAAUGUGUGGGCUAUACAUAAAGAUCCUCGGCUAUGGGAUGAUCCCACGAUUUUCAAGCCAGAGAGGUUCGAGAAAGAAGGGGAGGCUCAUAAGCUAAUGGCGUUCGGGUUAGGGAGAAGAGCAUGUCCUGGUUCCGGACUGGCUCAACGGCUAGUGAGCUUGACUCUAGGGUCUUUGAUUCAAUGUUUUGAAUGGAAGAGAAUUGGAGAAGAAGAGGUGGAUAUGAGUGAAGGUGGAGGAGUCACAAUGCCUAAAGCCAAACCGUUGGUCGCCAUGUGCAGAGCACGUGCCUCUCUUGUGGGAGGAUACGAUAUGCCGCGUGGCACGAUACUAUUAACCAACAUGUGGGCUAUACAUAGACAUCUUCAGCGAUGGGAUGAUCCAACGAGUUUCAAGCCAGAGAGGUUUGAGAAAGAAGGAAAGGCUCAUAAGUUAAUGCCGUUUGGGUUGGGAAGAAGGGCGGCUUGUCCUGCGAUCUCUUGGCCGUUAAUCGGCCACCUCUACCUCCUCAAGCCACCGCUCCACCGAACGUUUCUUUCCCUCUCUCAAUCCAUCGGAAAUGCUCCGAUCUUCCACCUCUACCUCGGAAACCGCCUCGUUUACGUCAUCACGUCACGUUCCAUAGCCGAAGAAUGUUUCACCGAAAACGACGUCAUUCUCGCGAACCGUCCUACGUUCAUCGUGAGCAAGCAUGUCGGUUACAACGCCACACACUUGCUCGCGGCGUCUUACGGCGAUCAUUGGAGGAACCUCCGCCGUAUCGCCGCCGUAGAGAUAUUCUCGACUCAUAGACUCAACACGUUUUUGUAUAUUCGUAAAGACGAGAUCCGACAGCUCAUCUUACGUCUCUCUCGAGGGUCCUUACACGGAUUUGUGGAGGUGGAGAUGAAAUCACUAUUAGCCAAUUUGGCAUCCAACAACAUCAUCAGAAUGUUGGCCGGAAAAAGAUACUAUGGUGACGACAACAACGAUGAAGCUAAACUCGUGAGGCAGCUUGUGUCGGAGGUGGUGACCAGUGCCGGUGCUGGAAACCCAGCUGAUUAUCUUUCAGUUGUACGGUGGGUCACAAAUUAUGAAAAACGAAUCAAGAAUUUGGGAAAUCGGUUCGAUGCGUUUUUACAAAGAUUGAUCGAUGAGAAACGUGCAGAGAAAGAAAAAGGUCAAACUAUGCUCGAUCAUUUGCUUUCUCUCCAAGAAACCCAACCGGAGUAUUAUACUGAUGUCAUCAUUAAAGGAAUCAUGCUCACUCUGAUAGUUGCAGGGACAGAUACAUCAGCGGUAACACUAGAAUGGGCAAUGUCGAAUUUGUUGAACCAUCCAGAAAUACUUAAAAAAGCAAGGAUCGAAAUCGAUGAUAAAAUCGGUUUAGACAGGUUAGUAGACGAACCGGACAUUGUGAAUCUUCCUUAUCUACAAAAUAUUGUGUCGGAAACAUUACGUUUGUAUCCUGCCGUUCCGCUACUACUACCUCAUGUGGCAUCAGAAGAUUGUAAAGUGGGAGGCUAUGAUGUGCCAAGUGGAACGAUGGUACUGAUCAACGCAUGGGCAAUGCAUAGAGAUCCAAAGUUAUGGGAAGAUCCGGAGAUGUUUAAGCCAGAGAGAUUCGAGAAAGAAGGUGAGGCUGAGAAGUUAAUGCCAUUUGGCAUGGGAAGAAGAGCUUGUCCUGGAGCCGGACUUGCUCAACGGUUAGUGAGUUUGGCUCUUGGAACUUUGGUUCAAUGUUUUGAGUGGGAAAGGGUCAGUGAGGAACUUGUGGAUAUGACCGAAGACAAAGGAGCUACGUUGCCCAAAGCAAUGCCGUUGCGAACCAUGUGCAAGGCACGUCCCAUUGUUGGUAAACUGAUAUAA